UCCUUAAAACAAUCACAAUGGAUCAGUAUGAAAUAAUUCAGAUGAUUGGGGAGGGAUCCUUUGGCAAAGUCUUUCUAGCCAUGAGAAAGGAAGAUAAUCAGCAUUGUGUUAUCAAGGAGAUCAGUUUAACAAAGUUGCCAAGGAAGGAAAAAGAAUCAUCUCAGAAAGAAGUUACCCUUCUGGCCAGGUUGAAGCAUCCUAAUAUAGUAGACUUCUACACUUCCUUUCAAGAGAAAGAUAAAUUAUAUAUUAUGAUGGAAUAUUGCGAUGGAGGUGACCUAAUGAAGAGGAUAAAUAUGCAACGUGGAGUGCUGUUUGAUGAAGACAAGAUCCUGGGUUGGUUUGUGCAAAUCUCAUUAGGCCUAAAGCAUAUCCACGAUAGGAAGAUUCUUCACAGAGAUAUAAAAGCGCAGAACAUUUUUCUCAGCAAUAAUGGGAUGACAGCUAAACUUGGAGACUUUGGGAUUGCAAGAAUGCUGAGCAAUACCAUGGAGUUGGCCCGGACAUGUGUAGGAACACCAUAUUACCUAUCACCUGAGAUCUGUGAGAACAGACCAUACAAUAAUAAAACUGAUAUGUGGUCUCUUGGCUGUGUGUUAUAUGAGCUCUGUACUUUAAGGCACCCUUUUGAAGGCAGCAAUUUGCCCCAGCUUGUGCUGAAGAUCUGUAGAGGCCAUUUCAUGCCAGUGUCUACAAAGUAUUCAUCUGAACUAAGAGCUCUAAUAUCUCAGUUGUUUAAAACAUCUCCAAGAGAUCGACCUUCUAUCAACUCCAUUUUAAGAAAGCCUUUCUUGGAGAAGCAAAUAAGGAAGUAUUUGCCCCCUGAGAUCAUGGAGGAAGAAUUCAGCCAUACUGUCCUUCACAGAAGAAGACCAAUAGCUUCAUUGUCUUCAGCUCCUAAAGUUCAGAAACCAAGACUCCACAAUCUUAAUUCUCCAAAACUCAAGAUGGGGAUGCUUCCCUUAAAACAAGGAUUGUUACAUAAACAUGAAUGGAGAUCUCCUUCAAAAAUCCAGGAUCCUAUUAGCCAGUACAGGAGUCCCAAGUUUAAGAUUUGUGGAAAACCAGAAGAUGCCAGAAUGUGUGGGCACUAUGGCCAUUAUUAUAUGAAACUUGCAAACUUGCAGGAGAGACCAUUGAUUCAGGAAGAUCAUCCUCUUAUUGGCCAAAGAAUGGAAGAAUACUAUAAGCAAAAAGGGCAGGAACCACCACCACCUCCACCUCAUUGGCCUGCAGACUAUCUUCAAAGGCGAUACAAUGCCCAGCAGUACAAGUUAAAAGUAGAAAAGCAACUUGGUUUGCGUCCAUCUUCUGCUGAUCCACAUUAUGAUCAGAGACAGAAUCAGGAGAUAAAGGAAGAGCAAAUGAAAGCCUAUCAAAAAGCAAUUGCUCAAAGAAAUGAAGCGAAGGAGCAGGAAUAUCUGGAACAACUACAGAAAAUUCGUCAACAAUAUCACGAUGAAGUGCAUGAGAUUAAACUUAAAGCAGAAGCACAAGAGAAGAAUAAAAAUAUAAAAGACAAAACCUAUCUUGUGAAGCCACGGAUGACUAAAGACCAUGCUGUUCUUAUUGAUGAUGACCCCGGAGAGAAAAAUGAACCAUUCCAGGAUAUGGAGCAAAACAGAGAACAGAUUGGACUGCGUAACUGGCAGGAGAGAAAUGUUUUUGAAAUAAAACACAAAGCAAAGGGAGGUGUUAAAUUUCAAAUCGAUUUCAAAGCUGAUAUUCCAGAUGUGAACAAUGUCCAGAAAGAAAAAGAGGACCAUGAUGAGCUCAAUGACACCUUGACCUUUGAAGAUGGAGACUGCCUUAAGAAAAAACUGAUGGACAAUGAUGAGAGUUACAUAGACAAAGCAUUAGAAGAAAUAUGCCACUGGAAACUGGCUGUUGACCGUGAAGGCGAUUCCACAGAAACCAGAAAACACUGGAAAGCUUCAGCUCCACAAACUCUCCUCAAUCUUCUAGAGAAGGCAGAUAUUACCUCUGUGUGCCCAACCAUGGAAGAAGUGGGCCAGGUAAUCAUGCUGCCUUCGAGAUUGCCUGAAAUCAGGAGAAAAUGGAAGCAAGAAUCACCUGGGACAUUAAUGAACAUGUUAGCAGGAGCAGAAUGUUCUGGUGACACUUUAUUCCAAGGUGAAGCGCUCAAUAAGACAGAUAACCUGCAGACUCCUAAAAAUGAUGAAAUUGAUACAGAAAUGAGUUCUGCAGUUGAAGUGGAUGAAGACAGAUUUGAUCCGAGAUCUGAUGACGAUGACACAAACUUUGAAGAAUCUGAAGAUGAACUGAGGGAUGAGCUGGUAGAAUCUCUGGAAAAGGUGGUAACAUCUCCAGAAGAGGAUAUUCUGAAAACUUCAGCUGAACCAACAGACACGGAGCAGCCAGGGGAAAAAGAAAAUGCAAUUAACAGUGAACUUAACAAACCCAAUGAAAGUUUGGGAAAUGAUAGCAAGCUGUCUCGAGAUAAACAGGAAGGAGCAAUCAGUUAAUAUGAUUGUGGCCAACUGUUUUUUGAGAAUUCGUUGCAAGUAGUUACAUCCAUAUUAAGGGUCACCAGGUAGGAAACAUGGGCUUUCUUUGUAGUUUUUAUUCAUUUUGAAGCAGUAAUUAAGAGAAUGAGGAUACUCAGUAGCUGAAGAAAACAUGGUCUAGUGGUGAAAGAGAUAUGAGAUCAUGCACAUUGUACUGAUCAAAUGCAUUAAUCCUAACUUCUCUGCAUUCAACCAUAUAAACCCCAAUGUGUAUUUACAGUGGAACAUUUCAGUUCCCUGUCUACUUUAAUACUUUCAUAUGACUUUUCACUCUGUUAAUGUACUGUACUCUGUAUGAACUCUUACAAACCAGACAAAAUCAACAAGGAGAUUGUGCAGUUGGUAGAAAUCAAUCCUCUUUGUUGUCCCCUGGACUCUUACAUAGCUGACUAGAGAACUGGUGAUAUACCCCCAGCGCCAUUCCCUAGAAGUCUUGUCUGCUCCAGUUGUGUGUACCUGCUUCCCUCUAAGGACCUUCUGGGAAAUUGGCAGUGUGGAUGAGAUGCUUUUGAGCAGCUCUCCUCAUUCCCAAAUUAUACAAGGGAUAGGCCCAGCACACACUCUCUGCUUGUUCUGUCUUCAUGUGUGAGCAUAUGUAGCAAUAAGCCUACUACCACUACCCAGCUGUUUGUGCCCGAUUUCUGAUGCUUAUGUUCUUAACAUAAUGAAUGACACAGUAUCAUUAAGGUGAUAAAUGUCAUACUGUAGGUGGAAAUCAAAUGAUUGAAUUCUGCUGUACAAAUAUAAAACAAAAUCCUUACAAAACAAGAUGCUAGAGAAGUUUAUAAUCUAGUUUGUCCCUAAAAUACUAGUUUUCUUUAUGGAGGGUAAGACUCUGGAGCAGUAAAGUCUUGAUCAACUGUUGAUUCACAGCUAGGUGUCAUUAAGUUCCUCUGAACUUUUAAAUUCUGUCUAGCUUCAGACAAGAACAAGCUGCACUGUAAUAUAUUUUGAUAUUUUAAGAUGGCUUAGUCUAACUAUUUCAUGUAUGAUCUUGUAAAAUACCACAAUAUUUGGAGAGCAAACACAAAUAUGCUGAGUCCCAAACAGAAGUGUCUCAGAAUAAUAUACUCUUUACUGUAUAUCAGAAAUAAAAUAGAAAAAUGUAGAAGU
This is a messenger RNA of Pogona vitticeps (central bearded dragon), 3641 nucleotides long. The record is from RefSeq and is a predicted model, not a curated record. Lineage: Eukaryota; Metazoa; Chordata; Lepidosauria; Squamata; Agamidae.